CUCUCACUCUCACUCUCACGCACACUGUUUCUCUCUGGGCUCUCCGUGUCUCUCUUCCUAGCCGUAACUCACAAGCUCUUCUUCCCCUUCUCUCUCGGCAACUUCAGUCUUGUGUUGGAGUAGUGGAUGAUAGAGAUGGAUUAUAAGAGUACCAUUUAGAGCAGAAAAGGUAAUUAAAGAAAUUGAUGAGGCCGAGUGCAGCUAACAACCAAUAAAAAAGAUCAAGCCUGUCCUUGUUGAAGUCAUUGUCACUAAGCCAUCCACCACUUGAAGAACUUGAGCCAAGAGUUCUCAGCAGACUCCAUGCAGUUUGAAUUGUCAUAAAGGAAAGGGUUUCAUUUGCAUCCAACGUUGCAACUACUUGGUUAAAGUAUAUAACUUCUUUUUAAAUAUAUGUAUUACAUGUGCCGUCUUUUGCACUGAGUAUUCAAAAGCCAUGAAGCUUAUCACGCUUGCUAGAUUCACUCGUGUCCGUCCCACUCUCCCUGAAAUAACUGGUCCUUUGCAGUUUCGUUGCUUCCAGCCUGAUUUUGUUCCUAGAGAUCCUAAUGCCAAGCCGAAAAGGUACAAAUAUCCACCAUUCUAUGAUCCAUAUGGUCCAAGACCCCCACCAUCUGAUAAAAUCAUUAAUCUUGCUGAACGAAUUGCGGCAUUACCCACUGAAGAACGCAGACAAAUUGGUCCUACUCUCACUGACAGGCUUAGGCAUCCAAAGCUGCAGCCAAUUUCUGUAGAAGGUAUCGAUCUGGGCCCACAGGGAGGGGCUGCUGGAUCUACAAAGGCUGAGGAGAAGAAGGCAGAGAAAACGGCAUUUGAUGUGAAAUUGGAGAAGUUUGAUGCAGCUGCGAAAAUCAAGGUGAUCAAAGAAGUAAGAGCCUUUACUAGUCUUGGAUUGAAAGAGGCUAAAGAACUGGUUGAGAAGGUUCCUGUUUUGGUUAAACAAGGGGUCACUAAGGAGGAGGCAAAUGAAAUAAUAGAGAAAAUAAAGGCUGCUGGAGGAGUUGCGAUUAUGGAAUAAGACUCCCAGUUUGCUUGAUUCUUCUUUAAUGGGCUUUACGAUUUUGCAGUGUAUCCAUUGUUCAAACAUAUGAAUUUUGUAAUGUGGAUGGAUAGUCAUCACAGGAGAUAUUGAAGAGCAGUUAGAGUUGAACUUAUUAUGCUCAUGCUUGAUUUGAAUCGAGUUUAUAGUUGAUAUUGCAAGAUUAGUUACUUA
Messenger RNA from Quercus robur (English oak), 1213 nucleotides. RefSeq lists its product as uncharacterized. The transcript is spliced from 3 exons. NCBI's taxonomy places the organism in Eukaryota, Viridiplantae, Streptophyta, Magnoliopsida, Fagales, Fagaceae. Gene Ontology annotation, cellular component: ribosome. The record is from RefSeq and is a predicted model, not a curated record. Gene Ontology annotation, molecular function: structural constituent of ribosome. The coding region runs from base 437 to 1018 and encodes 193 amino acids. Gene Ontology annotation, biological process: translation.